This is a messenger RNA of Talaromyces proteolyticus, 725 nucleotides long. RefSeq lists its product as uncharacterized. The coding region runs from base 242 to 478 and encodes 78 amino acids. Gene Ontology annotation, cellular component: nucleoplasm; kinetochore. NCBI's taxonomy places the organism in Eukaryota, Fungi, Ascomycota, Eurotiomycetes, Eurotiales, Trichocomaceae. The transcript is spliced from 4 exons. Gene Ontology annotation, biological process: chromosome segregation; kinetochore assembly; mitotic cell cycle. The record is from RefSeq and is a predicted model, not a curated record. Gene Ontology annotation, molecular function: protein heterodimerization activity.
AGGGUCUAGAAAUGCCAGUGUUAUCUAGUAUAUAGUAAGAGCCUACUAGGAGUAUAAACCGAGCUAGUUGCACUUCUGUUUUCCCCACCUACGAAGUUCAUCCGUCAACAAUAAUCAACAACAAACAACGCAAUCUCACCUCGAUCUUCUGUCACGUUCCGGUCCAAUUACUAUUUUCUCAUCCAGUUAUACUCUCGAAAAGACACAGUUUUCAAGUUUCUUGCCACACUGAAAUAUCGAAAUGGUCGCAACGCAAAAAUUAUACCCUCGCGCAACCGUGAAGCGCAUCGUCAAAGCUCAUGCUGGCCGCAACAUCAGCAAAAACACAGACGUCUUAGUGUUUCUAGAUUACAUUCUAUUCAUGCAAGAACUCAUGCGAGAAGCAUCGAUUCGUGCGAGAAGGUCGGGCGAGAAGUCUAUUUCGGCAAGAAGUAUUCGCAAAGUCACCGAGUCUACGCUGCGGAGGAUGAGAGGAUAAGAGUUAUUUGGCCACUUUUCUCUAUUGUUCGGUUUAUGGAGCCAAGGAAACAUGGUCAUGAGGUAUACGGGUUACGGCGUUACAGAAUGGAUGGUUUGAUUGGAAUCUGCUCCUGGGAUCAUGUUAAGCAAAUUGCGAUACCCUCUGCGCGUCUUUUGUGAUAUUUUAAUACAUUUCCGGGCCUCAACUGAAUUUAAACGCAUUUUGGUAGCCUGAAACUAAUAAGUGCAAUGAAAAUUCCCCGUAG